This is a messenger RNA of Colletotrichum graminicola M1.001, 336 nucleotides long. RefSeq lists its product as uncharacterized. The transcript has 3 exons. The record is from RefSeq and is a predicted model, not a curated record. NCBI's taxonomy places the organism in Eukaryota, Fungi, Ascomycota, Sordariomycetes, Glomerellales, Glomerellaceae. The coding region runs from base 1 to 336 and encodes 111 amino acids.
AUGGCGGACCGAUACAAGCUCAUCUAUACCGUGCCAGCCUCUCACUUGGUCGCGACCAAAGACGCUGUAUUCAAGACAGGUGCAGGGGUCUACGACGAGGGCAAGUAUGUCCAAGUUGCUUUCGAAUUGACUGGCCAGGGCCAGUUCAUGCCCGUCGCAGCAGCGGGGGCGGAUCCCCAUACCGGCGCCGUCGACCAGCUUGAGCGGGUGCUCGAAUACCGUGUUGAGAUCCUAUGUGUUGGCCGAGAUGUUGCCAAAGCUGCGGUGGCAGCUCUCAAGAGCGCGCAUCCUUAUGAAGUACCGGCGUACGAAGUGUACAAGCUGGAGGACAUCUGA